Molecule: messenger RNA, 1529 nt
Organism: Telopea speciosissima
Lineage: Eukaryota; Viridiplantae; Streptophyta; Magnoliopsida; Proteales; Proteaceae
Product: coleoptile phototropism protein 1-like
Exons: 2
Coding region: 133-1395 (420 amino acids)
Source: RefSeq, a predicted model, not a curated record
UCUAAAAAUAAUCUGUAACAUGAAUUCUCUGUUAGUAAAAGGGUUACCCAUAGAAGAAACACUCACAGCUUCAAGUCUCUUCUCCACAGUUUAGGAUCUCCAUCAAGUCUCAACUAUUACUGCUUCACUAUAAUGAAGAAUCUUUCACUUUCUGAAGCUUCAGCAACCUCUGAUAAGCCAACAACACAAUUUGCAGCAGAAUGUUGGUUUGAUGAUGCUUGUAUCCUUGACAUGGACUACUUUGUGAAGACGCUUACCGGCAUCAAGGCCAAAGGAGUUCGUCCAGACCUCAUUGGUUCAAUCAUAGUUCAUUAUGCUUCUAAGUGGCUCCCAGACCUAUCUGUUGAUGAUGCCGAUAAGAGUCUAUCGAGCUUCAAGGAUUCACCAGAGAGUGUCACAGCCUCAUGGAUGAAGAAAAGGUUCUGUGUAGAGACUCUUGUGGGAAUUCUUCCUCCAGAGAAGGAUUCUGUCCCCUGCAAUUUCCUCCUACGACUUCUACGCAUAGCUAACAUGGUCAGUGUUGAGCCAGCUUAUCGAGCAGAGCUUGAGAAACGGAUUUCAUGGCAGCUUGACCAAGCCUCAUUAAAAGAGCUGCUUAUACCAGCCUUCAGUCACACCUGUGGAACACUUCUGGAUGUCGAACUUGUUCUUCGUUUAGUUAAGAGGUUCAACAUGGAUGAAGCUAGUAAGAGUGGAGCUGCUCUUGUCAAAGUUGCCAAACUUGUUGAUUGCUACCUCGCAGAAGCUGCUGUUGAUGCCAAUUUGACGUUAUCAGAGUUUGUAGCCCUUGCUGGAGCUCUCCCCAGCCAUGCUCGUGCAACGGAUGAUGGACUGUAUCGAGCCGUUGAUACCUAUAUCAAAGCACACCCAGGGGUGCCGAAGGAAGGAAGGAAGAUUCUCUGUAGAUUGAUUGAUAACCAGAAACUCACACCAGAGGCAUCCCUCCAUGCAGCACAGAAUGAACGUUUACCUGUCCGUGCCAUAAUCCAAGUGCUAUUUUCUGAACAUGCAAAGCUGAAUCGUCAUGUCGAUUGGAGUGGAUACUUGAGUGGAGUCCGAAGCCCAAACAUUGGAAUUGAGACUUCAGGGCGCUUCCCAUCAAAGCGUGAAGUGUCAGCACAGCAGAUGGAGAUAAGAAAGUUGCGAGAAGACGUUCUCAAGCUUCAGAACCAAUGUAAUUCCUUGCAAGCACAGUUAGAAAGGAUGGUAGAGAAGAGGAAGGGCUUCUGGCGUAAGCUACGAGUACCUGUAAUCAAAUCUGGUAUCAUGAUAGACGGAAUUAAGGAGAGUAAGGAAGAGGGAGAGCUACUCCAUGGGCUGCGAACACCGAUAGAUAUGAAAACAAAGCUGGUGCAAGGUCGAAUGACACCCAGGUGGAGAAAAUCCAUGUCUUGAAAGAUUUGACAAAGCUAAUGUUGUUUUUGUGUUAUUUUCUAGUUAUGUCCCUCAUACUAAGCUCUGAGUUCUUUGACGUUUUUUUUAAUGAAGCUCUGUGAUUUGAUCAAUGAGAUGGGUUGCUUUACUGCAGU